AAUUAAUUAUUUCACAAUACUAACAUUUUGUAUAAAUGAAAAAUGAACGUAAACAUAAAAAACAACUGCUAACAAAAAAACAUUAAGACACUUGAUAUACAUUUUAUGUAUAAACACAUUUGUUAUGAUAAUAAAUAUGUCAAAAGAAAUAAAUUAGCGCGGAUCAAAAUCUAGUUUAAUUUUAUAAUAAAUCACCUAGAAUCUUUCUAACCGACCAAGCUUGAUCGGGUUAGAGUAAAGGUGUUUUUAAAAUCUCUUAAGUUUUACUUUUAUGUAAUUACGCGUUAGAAGAGUCCAUUGUCGAUCUGAUUGACUCUUUUUUUGGAGCAAUUGGUUGACUCAUAUCUACAUCAUUCAAUCAAAAAACCAAUAAUAAUUUACAUAUAAAACAUUGACCAAAAAUGGUAUUUAUAGUUUAAAUAAGAUAAUGGAGAGGGGGAUGAUUCAUGAUUGUAUGGGCUAACAUAAUAAAUGGUAAUUUUCAAAAAAAAAAAAAACAUAAAAUAUGGUGGAAGUUUUAGUGGUGAACAUCACAACUUCAGUGCAAGAAAGAACAUCCUUCAAGAUAUUGUUAUUAUAUAUGGCUUGGAAUGAUCAAGAAAAUUUAGAGGUUUGACUAGUUAAGCAAAAGAAAAUAUAUGAAAUGAUCAUGUAUGUCACGAUGAUUACAAGUCGGAUCAAACCCAAUCUCUCUUCACAUGUCUCUCCUCUGUAUAUAUACUACACUAAGAUGUACAUCUCUUACAAUUCCAUGAGAAAUAAAACCAAUUCAAAGAGUUCGUCGGGAAAAACUAAAAGAACAUGACGACGAACAUGACACCUUCCAUAACCAUCUUUCUAAUUUUCCUCGGUCUACUUCGGAUCGAUUCAUUUCCCGGUUUAGAAACAGCGACCGGAACAGCAGCUUCGGUUCCAGCAGUAUACGUGUUAGGAGAUUCGUUGGUUGAUGCCGGAAACAAUAAUUACUUAGCAAUCUCUAUAUCCAAAACUAAUUAUCCUCAUAACGGCGUCGAUUUUCCUGGCAGUAUAGCCACAGGAAGGUUCUGUAAUGGCAAAAACGCCGCUGAUGCCAUCGCUGAGAAAUUUGGUCUACCGUUACCCCCUCCGUAUCUCUCACUGAAAGGCAUAUUUAAAGAGGAAGAGAGAAAAGCCGCCGCCUUGAGCGGUGUGAAUUUUGCUUCCGGUGGAGCUGGCAUCUUCAACGGUUCCGAUCAGCAACUUAGACAAUCUAUUCCUUUAUCAUACCAAGUGAACAAUUGGCUUUCCAUUCAUAAAGAACUCAUGAAUCAGCUUGAUCCAUCGGAAGCACAAAUCCACCUAUCCAAAUCUCUAUUCUUCGUGGUUAUAGGCAGCAACGAUAUUUUUGACUAUUUUGGAUCGUUUAAACUUCGACAAAAGACCAAUCCUCAACAAUAUACACAAUCAAUGGCUGAUAAACUCAAAGAGCAAUUGAAGACUUCACGAUAUACUGGAGCACGUAGAUUCCUAAUUAUAGGUGUAGCACAGAUUGGUUGCACACCUGGACAACGUGCGAAGAACUUAAUGCAUGAAUGCGACGAAGAGGCAAAUACGUGGGGUUCUUUGUACAACGAAGCUCUAGUAAAGAUGCUACAACAACUCAAAGAAGAGUUGGGAAGCUCAAUGACUUAUUCUUACUUUGAUAACUUCAAUUCCCUCCAUGACAUUGUCACCAACCCUGCCCGUUACGGUUUUGCUGACGUGAAAUCAGCGUGUUGUGGAAGAGGGGAAUUAAACGCGCAGUUACCUUGUUCGCUUGUGUCAAACUUAUGUUCAGACAGAACCAAAUAUCUCUUCUGGGAUCUCUACGGGCAUCCCACUGAAGCUGCUGCUCGAACCAUUGUCGAUCUUAUGUUAUCUGAUGAUUCACAAUACUCAUCUCCUUUAACUCUCACUCAACUGGUCUCUUCAUGAUCACUACGGCUUCGCUUUCGAAAUAUAAAAUCACCAGACCUGAUUUGUAAUCAAGUAUACGGAAUAAAUCUGUCAGCAAUGAAAUAAACUUUAUUAUUUACUAACGUUUCUCUCAUUUUUAACGAAAAUAUUUAUUUUUGUUCAA
This is a messenger RNA of Brassica napus (rape), 2077 nucleotides long. RefSeq names its product GDSL esterase/lipase At5g55050-like. Gene Ontology annotation, molecular function: lipase activity. Lineage: Eukaryota; Viridiplantae; Streptophyta; Magnoliopsida; Brassicales; Brassicaceae. Gene Ontology annotation, biological process: lipid metabolic process. Bases 802 to 1932 code for a protein of 376 amino acids. The transcript has 5 exons. The record is from RefSeq and is a predicted model, not a curated record.